Molecule: messenger RNA, 372 nt
Organism: Entamoeba dispar SAW760
Lineage: Eukaryota; Evosea; Mastigamoebida; Endamoebidae
Exons: 2
Coding region: 1-372 (123 amino acids)
Biological process (GO): mRNA splicing, via spliceosome
Cellular component (GO): spliceosomal complex
Source: RefSeq, a predicted model, not a curated record
AUGAGCACUAAAAUUAAUGUUUGUAUUAAGAAAAAAACAAAAAAAACGUCCUGUUUUACAAAUGAAGAAGACGGUUCACAACAAAAAAGAGAAGUAUGCUCAAAGCCAAUUAAAAAUAUUCAAAAAGACGAUUUAACGCCAUCUAAACUGAAUAAAACCAUUAGCCCUAUUCCUCUUCCUCCUUCUAUUCAUGGUAAAUCAGUUUUAGAACAAAUGAAAGAAAAACAAAGUCAAUAUAACCACUCUCCGUCAAUAACUUUUACUGAAAGAUAUCGUUCGUUACCAUCAGAAGUUAAUGUUGAAGAAUAUGAAAAAAUUCCUAUAGAAAAUUUUGGGAUAGCAAUGUUAAAAGGAAUGGGAUGGAAAGAAUAA